Molecule: messenger RNA, 1807 nt
Organism: Gavialis gangeticus (Gharial)
Lineage: Eukaryota; Metazoa; Chordata; Crocodylia; Gavialidae
Gene: NECAB3
Product: N-terminal EF-hand calcium binding protein 3
Exons: 12
Coding region: 1-987 (328 amino acids)
Biological process (GO): regulation of amyloid precursor protein biosynthetic process
Cellular component (GO): cytoplasm; endoplasmic reticulum; Golgi cis cisterna
Source: RefSeq, a predicted model, not a curated record
AUGACACAUUCUGAUGAUGGAAAGCUGUCAUUUGAAGAGUUUAAAAACUAUUUUGCUGAUGGAAUCCUAAGUUCUGAGGAGCUGUGGGAGUUAUUCAGUGGAAUUGACAGGCGUCACUCAGACAAUUUAGAAACGGAGAAGUUGUGUGAUUAUUUCUCAACAUACCUUGGAGAAUACAGGAAUGUACUUUCUGCUUUGGAAACACUGAACAUAGCUGUCCUCGCUGCUAUGGAUAAAACCAAGCUGGAGUAUGAAAGGUCCUCAAAGAUGGAGCAGUUUGUGAGCCGCUUCCUGCUGCGGGAGACCAUGAACCAACUACAGUCCCUACAAACCUCACUGGAGUGUGCUUCGGACUCUAUUGAAGAGCAGGCUGGGAGAGAGAGGAAAGAUUUGAAGAAAUCGGAAACCUCAGUUGGCUUGAGAUCCACAAGAAGAUGUAGGCGCAGAACUCACAAGAAUGUCUGCCUGUCUCCAACAGAUCCCUAUUCUGGGAUGCUGACUACAGGUGUUUGUGUAGAAGCUGACAGCCAAUGGAUGGCUCAGAUUAACAGGCUACAGCAGCUCAUCAACAAAUUGGAAUGCAAGAGCCCAAGACUGGAGCCUGUAAAGGAACAAGUUGCUUGCAAAGGGAGAGAUGCUCAGCACAUCCUGGUGUCUCAGAGACAAAUCUCAGUGACAAAGAAUGGCUUAGAUGAAUUCCACCAGGCACUCAAAUCGUACACAGAGUUCACAGCUGGACAGAGCAGCUGCUUACACAUGUCCACCCACAAGCUGACAAGUGAGGCCUCCUUCAUCUUCUAUGAAUUCUGGCAAGAUGUGACUUCAUGGAGAAGCCACCUGCAGUCCAAUUACAGCAAGACUUUCCAGCGGGCCAUCAUUGACUUGCUGGAGUCUCCAGAGCUCAUGACUACCAUGCUCUUCCCAGCUUCCUGGUGGAUCAUGAACAAUAACUGGUCCUCUGCUGAUGUCCCUGGAACUGUAGAAUAAGGAGUCUUCAUCACAGACACCCUGGCUCCCUCUUCCCCAGAAUGUCUUUAGUCUCCCCUUUCGCCAUCUGCUGUACAGUGCUGUAUGCUCCACCUGGCUGCAGUGUGAUGGUUGGCAGCUCAGCCUGGCAUUUCCUGGCUACUCUGGGCUUUCAUUUCUCUAUCCUUACAGUGUGAUUUUUCCAGAUGAUGUCAUCGCCAGCAAAUCAGUCUUUCCCAGUGUGAAACCCAACCUCCAAAUGUACAGUCAUCGAGGAAGGCAAUCCAUGGCCACAUAAUUGGAUAAAGCACCAGUGACAAAGAUACUUGACAUAAAGCUGCCUUUAGAACCAGUGCAGGGUGAUGAUUUGCAGGGGGGAAGAAUGCCAGUAGGUCUGAAUAGGUGGGAGUAGGCAUGCUACAGAGAUAGCAGGCUGAACCUGACCUGGUGUGGAAAAGAGAAGGCCAAGAGGGAGAGCUAUGCAUUGUCCUCAAAGAGCCCUUUGGUGGUGAAUUCAUGGCAAGGCCACAAGGGAUGCUGGGUAAAGCCAUGUCCAGCUCUUCCUUGCCAGGAAAGCAAGAUGGGUCCUUUGAGGAUGGAGGUGGAAUGUGAAAUGGAGUGAUUCUUUGCUCUGAAAGAGGCUAGCAGAUUGAUGGAGUGCUCAAACCACUGUUGAUGAGUGUGAGAUGGAAACAUCCAAAUCCCUGUAAAUGGCCCCAAACUAUGUCUAAAUGAGCUUAGCAAGGACACUGCUUAGCUUUUGCAGUUCCCUACUUACUGAUGACAAUAUAUUAGGCAAAGUGAGAAUGAGAAGGCAGUGCACCCACAUCCAGAAAGUGUA